AGAGUUAUCUCCCCUGUAAUAAUUACCACUACAACAACAAACUAGAACAUGUUUGCCUGACAGCCUAGCUGUCCAGUCUUGUAUAAGUAAGUCAUAUUCGCCAGGAAUGAGGCACGAGUAGACCUUUACAGUACUUUGUUUUGUAUCUGAUACAAUGCCAGGUGGAACGACGACUUGCAGUUGACAAUCAAGCGUACUGUAGUUCCUCAUUCGUACAAUGCUAUAUUUAGUAUCGCGUGUGGGAUAUAUAUGUCGUAUGACAACAUGGGCAGAACUUACAUUUAUCGAGAACAACAAAACAGAAUCAAGUCGACACAGCUCUGCGAAACAGUUUACGGAUUUCUAUCUACACAUCUGAUGAGGCACUUGGCCAUAAUUUGGAGUGACAAUUAAGGCAGACACCAUGGACACAGAUGAAAUGGGAGCCCAUCAUUCGGCAGCAGACGGCCACCACAUUACAGUGCAGCCGAAGUUGUCCCACAAACCUAUUUUGGCCUGGAAGAAGCUGAAAGGGAAACAGAAGGUGGAGAAAGUGACACCCCUCGACCCCAACAGCCCAGUGCCGACAGACUGUGUGAGGUUUGUGUGCAUCUCGGACACCCACAACACAGUGGAGCAUGUCCCAGACAUUAUACCACAGGGAGAUGUUCUGCUACAUGCAGGGGACUUCACAAAGAUUGGGACGCCCGCUGAGAUUGACAAGUUCAAUCACUUCCUGGGAACUCUACCGCAUAAGGUGAAAGUGGUUAUAGCAGGAAACCAUGACAUGACCCUAGAUGAAAACUCAGUCCAGAAUAGAAGGGAUGAUCUCCUUGAAAAGUUCAACAUUACCAACUCAAAAUUUGAGAAAUAUAACGAGGACCACAAAGUGGAUUCGUCUAAGGAGCUACUGACAAAUUGUGUUUACCUAGAAGACAGCAGUGUAGACAUUUGUGGAAUCAAGAUAUACGGAGCUCCAUGGGUUCCUGAGUUUUGUUUCAUGGGAUUUAACAUUGCUCGGGGGCAACCAAUCCUUGACAAGUGGAACUUGAUCCCCUCGGACACAGACAUCCUCAUCACACACGGCCCCCCUCUAGGUCGGGGUGACCUUUGUUUCACCCAGCAGAGAGCGGGAUGCUUGGAGUUGUUGAACACCAUCCAACAGCGAGUGAAACCCAAGUAUCAUCUGUAUGGCCACAUUCAUGAAGGUUAUGGAAUGAGUACCGAUGGGACAACAACGUUCAUCAACGCCUCAAUGUGUACGUUGCGUUACAAGCCCAACAACCCUGCUGUUGUCAUCGACGUCCCUCUUCCUGACGGCCACUCGAAGGAGGAGCUGUCUGCAGUGUUCACUCCGACCUCACAUGUGGCAUGAUGUUAACCAUGGUGACCAAAUAAAUAAAUACUCAUUCCGACACCUUACUAGAGGAACCAGCAAGACUGGAUCAUGACCCCAUUGCCAGACAACCAAUGAUACCAUUAAUCGUGGCUGGUUCAUCCAACACCUCUGGUCCAUCCAACACCUCUGACAGCAUCUGGCUAUCACCAAUUCAUGGCUACCUCGCUUGUUACUGAAGAUACUCGCAGAACCUCAUUGCUGACCAAUUAGAACUUCACAGUAAGGGUAAUCUGCAAUAUUUAGUGCAGGAUAUGUGUAAAAAAUAGACAUAAUAUUGUGUAAUGUAUAUUUUAGGUGUUGUAUAAAUGGAAACAAUUUGUUAUGUCUUUUAUAAAGUUAUGUCAGUUUUAACACAAUUUAUGACUUUCACUGGUUCGGUGAGAAAUUCUUUGUGUGGAACAAAAGAACUGACAAUCAGGUUUCUAGAAUGGAUGUGUUUAUUGAAGUUUUCACCUCUGUGUAUAAAGGCACAUAUUGUAUUGUGGAGUUUGGUUGCACCAAUCACAACCUUUAGCAAGCUGAUAUGGAGUUUAUACCUCUAGUGGAAUAUUAUAAGUUAUCACAUCGUGUCGAGGGAAAUACGGGGUUUUAUCAGUCCCUCGUAAGGUAACGCAUUUAGACAACAUCAAACCAUACUAAAUGAUGAUAGCAAGUCUAUAUAAUGAAAUUUACAAUUCUUGAUAACUCUGAACUUUUAUUACUUCAAGUGAAGUUCCUCCUUGAAGGCUCCUUAGUUGUUUGUCAUGCAUGUCGGCGUCAUUGGCUGCCUUGAUGGCUGUGUUCCAUGACCCUGGCUUUGUCGGCAUCAUACCGGUGUCCAUGACUUCCACAGAAGUGUUGCUUUACAAAACUGUGUGCCUUAGUUGCCAGAAUGGUGGUGUAAGAAUCUCAUUUUGGAAUGUGAUCGGUACCACACCAGCGGUUUUCAACAAAGUGGCAAACAUCGACAAGAGUCACUGUGGACGUUAGGCUUCACCGUCUGAAGAAGGUACAGUUAACUUGCCAUGCAUAUGAAGGUGUAAUAGUACCCAUGUUCUGCAUGACUAUUUACUCAGAGGUUCAAUUGUAUUGCAAUGAGCCUCCGUCCAGUCAAAUAGACACAUGAGAACAAGAGCACCUACAUUUAACUCAGUAUUGGCAAGGCAAGAUUUACUAAUUGUAUUCUGUGAUAUCAAUUGUAUGCCAAGUUCUAUCCUUAAUGUUUUGUACAACAUUACAACUUUAUAAUAUCCUCCGUUAUGAAUACAUGACAGUGUGAAUCUCAUGCCACCUCUACAAGCAUCAGACAAACAUGGGCUAUAUUAUGCUGUAUGUUUGUCUCUGAUAAUAUGUUUGAAUAAAGUUUAUUUUUAUUUGA
Molecule: messenger RNA, 2735 nt
Organism: Haliotis rubra (blacklip abalone)
Lineage: Eukaryota; Metazoa; Mollusca; Gastropoda; Lepetellida; Haliotidae
Product: metallophosphoesterase MPPED2-like
Exons: 6
Coding region: 404-1354 (316 amino acids)
Molecular function (GO): hydrolase activity
Source: RefSeq, a predicted model, not a curated record